UAUACGUACAUAUAACAUAAACGGCAACAAUAAUUUCUCAUCCGUCUAUUUUAUUUUUAUUUUUCCAGAUUGGAUCAUUUUUCAUGAUAAACCUGUGCCUGGUGGUCAUAGCCACGCAGUUUUCCGAGACGAAAAAACGGGAAAUGGAAAGAAUGAAAAUGGAACGAGCUCGUUUUCACUCCACCAGCACGCUGACCUCUUCGACAAACAACUCCGAACCGUCGUCCUGUUACUCCCAAAUGGUGAAGCACAUUUACAUAUCAAGACCAGAUGCACACCACGUCGUACUGGGAGACAGUUGCCAAAGAUUAGCUGAACCACGGAGUUACAUUAUUUAGAUAUAUUACACGUUAUCGAAGUAACCAUGCGCUACCGUGAAGUUGAUUGCAUCCGACUUUUGAACUUCGGUUACUGACUCCAAUAGAUUCUACGAUUGGAACAAUAACAAACCUGAACAAUAAUCGAUUAGCCAGUGUUGCGUCUUGAAACUUUUAUAAAUUUUUCAU
Messenger RNA from Sipha flava (yellow sugarcane aphid), 506 nucleotides. Its product is annotated as voltage-dependent T-type calcium channel subunit alpha-1G-like. NCBI's taxonomy places the organism in Eukaryota, Metazoa, Arthropoda, Insecta, Hemiptera, Aphididae. The record is from RefSeq and is a predicted model, not a curated record. The coding region runs from base 84 to 338 and encodes 84 amino acids. The transcript is spliced from 2 exons.